AUGGCAGGUGGAAGUGGCGGCGGGCAGCUGUCGGUGCCGCCGGGUUUCCGGUUCCACCCGACGGAAGAGGAGCUUCUGUACUACUACCUGAGGAAGAAGGUUUCUUAUGAGGCCAUAGACCUCGACGUCAUCAGGGAAGUCGACCUCAACAAGCUUGAGCCUUGGGACCUCAAAGAGAAGUGCAGAAUCGGGACAGGUCCGCAGAAUGAGUGGUAUUUCUUCAGCCACAAGGACAAGAAGUACCCAACAGGGACUCGAACGAAUAGGGCAACCGCAGCUGGAUUCUGGAAGGCUACGGGGAGGGACAAAGCCAUUCAUUUCACCAGCAAUGAUCAUUCACAGAGGAUUGGGAUGCGCAAAACCCUGGUGUUCUACACUGGAAGGGCACCUCAUGGCCAUAAGACCGAUUGGAUCAUGCAUGAGUAUCGCCUCGACGACGACCAACAUCAUCACAACUCUCAGUUUCAGGAAGAAGGGUGGGUAGUGUGUCGAGUAUUCAAGAAGAAGAACCAAGCUAGAGGUUUCGCACCACAAAUGGGCGGCGGCGCCGACGACGAUCACCACCACCACCACCACCACCUUCAACCCGCCACCACGUCCACUGCAUGCAACUCCGUCGGAGCAGCACCGGUUUACGACGAGUUCGAGGCCGGUUCCAUGCAUCUCCCGCAACUCUUCAGUGCCGAAUCCGCACACUUCGUCAACUCCUACAACAACAACCUGAUCAAUAAUAUGAACAAUGAUUGCUCCCCGCUGAUGCAGCCACAGAGCUUCUUGAGGCUGCAGACGCCGAGCGGAAGUACCGGUGGUGGCAAUUAUGGGAGUAGUAGUAGUAAUGUUGCGGCGGCGGGUGCUGAUUGGUCUUUUCUGGACAAGUUGCUUUCGUCUCAUCCUCAUCAGCAUGACCAGAGAUCAUCGGUGGCAGUGGGCGGAGGUGGAAGUGGUGGCGGCAAUUCGUCGGCGGUGACGGCGGCGCAGAAAUUCCCUUUCCCACUUUCUGGAUGCGAUCCUGCUGCUGCUGGGAUGUUCAAGUUUCCCCAGUGA
Molecule: messenger RNA, 1044 nt
Organism: Linum tenue
Lineage: Eukaryota; Viridiplantae; Streptophyta; Magnoliopsida; Malpighiales; Linaceae
Source: the annotation of a GenBank genome assembly